Molecule: messenger RNA, 267 nt
Organism: Vespula pensylvanica (western yellowjacket)
Lineage: Eukaryota; Metazoa; Arthropoda; Insecta; Hymenoptera; Vespidae
Product: putative gustatory receptor 28b
Exons: 3
Coding region: 1-261 (86 amino acids)
Biological process (GO): sensory perception of taste
Cellular component (GO): axon; dendrite; neuronal cell body
Source: RefSeq, a predicted model, not a curated record
AUGAAUACUGGAGACAUUCUUUAUGAAUUAUAUGAACCUUCAACCAGCAGUAAAUUUCGUGAUGAAAUUCGUAAUUUUACAAUUCAACUACUCCAAAAUCGUUUGACGUUUACCGCUUGCAGAUUCUUUGAUCUUGACCAUUCAUUAAUAUACAGUUCAAUUGGUUUAAUUACUACUUAUCUCGUCAUUCUUCUUCAAGUUGGAGAUAAACCUAGAAUAUUACUCAACAAUACAAACUAUAAUUCAACGCCAAUGAUAUAACAAGUG